CAAAAGCUGCUUCUAAUAAAAAAACACUUGUUGCUUCGGAAAGUAGUUGCAGUGACUCCAUUCCAGCGCGAUUUGCGGCCGCGGUAGCUGCUACUACAAAACGUAACAAACCAGAGCAUUGCUUUUCAGAAAAGCUCUACUCCGCACCACGAUUUCCAUUUGCGGUGCGGUUGACAACAUAGCUUAGUUUUUAAGUGUUUACUGAAUCUAGCUAUACGCGUGUUGAGGUGAAAUCAGAGAAAAAUGAAAACGCUAUCUGAACGUUGUGAAUCAUCUAAGGAGAUAUCACUCUCCAAAGCUACCAAAAUUCUCUCCAAAUUUGUCUCCGCUGACAAUGGUGCUUUACAAGUCGUCAAUGCAUAUCUCCACCGUGCUUCCGCGGCUUUCAACGAGCUUAAUCAGUUUCACAGGGAGCUUAGACCAUCACAGUCUCAUAGGAAGAAUUGCGGAAGCCACACAUCAGAUAAUAGCGGGAGAGUGGUGGAAAAUCAUGCUAAGCGUGUUGAUGUGAAAUAUGAGAAUGGGUUUGGAAGAGAAAGGGUUCAUGAUGAGAAUGGUGAUGAAAAGCUGAUUUGGAAUGAUGUUAAAUUGGGUCAAGAACUUAAUGGUUCUGUUUUGGGUGGAAGUGAGAAGCAAAAGAUAAAAAGAAGAAGGAUGAAUUUGGUGAUAGGGAGGGUGAUGGAAAACUAUCUAAAAGGAAACAAAAUGAAACUGAAUCAGAGCAGGGCAAUGAAGUUCGAAGAAGUAGGAACGGAGGAGGGAAAGAAGCAAAAGAGAGAGAAGAAGAACAAGAAGGACACAAAUUUAGAAGGUGAGAAUGCAAAGGAAAAAGAACAGAUAGAGGUAGACAAAAAACUUAGCAACAGUGUGAGGAGUGAAAAUGGAGGGUUAGUUGGUUCUCGGGAAAUUGAAACUGAGAAUAAAUUACAUGCUGAAGAGGUAAAGACGGAGCAAAGGAAGAAGAGGAAGAAUAAAAACGUGGAAGAAGUAUAAAAAUAAAUGAUACUUUGAAUAUUCCUGUUGAGGAUGGAUUCACCUUUGUAUUGCCGUGCUCCUGGAGAAGUGUUUGAUUUUGCAUGAGUGGGUUGAGGAUUUCAUUUAAUUCUAGUUGGUUUUGUUUAGGCACUACUUGCCUACAUGGCUGUUAUAUAUGUUGUAUAUCAUAGACCUGUAGGCAUUAAAGCCAUUGCACAAAGGGUUCAUGGUUUUGCUGGUUUGUUUGCUCUUGGCUUAAAGAAACUCGGAAGACCGGAAGUUCAAGAUCUUGCCUUAUUUGACACUAUGAAGGCUAAGAGUUAAGAGUUCAAAUGACAAAGCUAUUGCAGAUGCUGCUACCAAAAUUGAAAUCAACUUCCGAGUUGAAGAUGGAAGAUGGAAUCACCAUCAUUGUUGCCUUUGAUAAAACUACCAUAUUAGAGGAUGUUGAUAAGUUUUUCAAAGUUUUUGCUAGGGGUAAGCCUGAUGGUUUUAAUCAUAUUGAAUCUGUUGGAAAAGUACUGGAUGGCAGAUAAACUAGUUGAUAACUAAUGAACCGAUAGCGGAUAAGAUAACAGUUUGAAUUUGAAAUAUUUGAAAAAACUUGUAGUUGAUCUAAUUGAUAAAUAUAAAAAUAAACAAAAAAUUAAUAUGUAUAUAUUUUCAAUUAAGAUAAUGAUGGUAAGAAUAAGAAAAAAGUUAUAUAAGCUCAAAUUCUAGUUGAAGUAGGAACUCCAAAAAUGCUAUAAUCUGGUGGGAAAACGCUUUGAACUCGAGAGAAGAUUGUUAUCAAACUCUGUCUCUACCUUGGUCAUACAAGCUUAUACGCAAUAAAGUAUAAGCUAGAGGUUUAGACUUACAAAACACAGCCAUUGUAUAUUUUUUUUUUGCACAGACAUCCAUUGUAUCAUGAUUCCAUCUAAAGUUUUAUUCGUGCACAGGUCUCAUUCACAGCUGCAUCUCUUGCACCAGAGUUUCAGAAUGCAAUUCCUUCUGGAAUUGUUAGGGAGAUCCCUUAUCUGACACAACCUAUCUUUGACGCAUAUAUCCCUUUUCACAAAAAUUUCAACUUAUGUAGCUGAGUUUUGUUAGCAUACUACACUUUUAUUUCAUUUGAUUUUUACUUUAUAGGUACCAAACCGAGCAUGGUUUACUCAGCUACAUUCAUUGGCUACAACCAAAAGAUCUCUCACAUUGCCUCGGUAUGAUCCCACUUGGAUCUUGCAUUUAUGGUUCUUUUGACAUAGGAUUGGUUAUGAUCUCUCAAUAGUGUAAAAUAUUUUGCAUUGACAGUGUAUAAAAAUAAAUUCCUUUUGGGUCACUGGUAGGAUAUUAAAGAUUAUCAUUUGUAUUGAUUUAACAUUAUAUUUUUCAUUUCAUCUGAUUAUAGUUAGCCUCAAUUGUGUUGUUUUCUCUUGCUAUGUAUUUAGAAAAGAUGCAAUGAUCUUCAUAGAUUAGUGACAGUAAGUAAUGCAUGUCAAUGAUCUUCUAGUGAAGUUGCUAACCAUGGAAUUCCUGAACCUGAAAAUGCUCAACUCUUUGGUAGCAUCUCACCUGUGCCUUGGGGUUCAGCACUCAUAUGGCCAAUCUCUACAUAGCCAUGAUGGGUUCUCAAGGACUCACUGACGCAUCUAAGAUAGCGAUUUAGAAUGCAAACUACAUGGCGAAGCGAUUAGAGGUUUAAACCGUCAUAAAUUAUAUUUAUUUUUCUUUUCAUAUAUGUCAUAUACCAUGAAGGUUUUAUACUUAUACUUUGACUUCUAUAGCAAAACGUCGCAUGGACUUAUAGAUUUCACAUACCAACCAUUUCAUGGACUGUGAAAGGUAUGAUUUUGAGCCUAGUGAUAGUGAUAGAUAGGUAUGUAGAUAUGGAUCUUCCUAGGAAGAAAAAAAACCUUGUUUGUGUUUCUUUUGCUUUGCAUUUUCUAUUGUGUAAUCUUUUCUGAUUCAACUCAACAUUGUUGCACUCUGAGUUAGA
Molecule: messenger RNA, 2953 nt
Organism: Lathyrus oleraceus (garden pea)
Lineage: Eukaryota; Viridiplantae; Streptophyta; Magnoliopsida; Fabales; Fabaceae
Exons: 2
Coding region: 244-993 (249 amino acids)
Source: RefSeq, a predicted model, not a curated record